Messenger RNA from Orbicella faveolata, 1388 nucleotides. RefSeq lists its product as uncharacterized. NCBI's taxonomy places the organism in Eukaryota, Metazoa, Cnidaria, Anthozoa, Scleractinia, Merulinidae. The record is from RefSeq and is a predicted model, not a curated record.
GUUAUGUUGUUUUUAUCUGCCAAGUGCAGGGAGGCGUCAGCAGCUUUUCUACUGACAUUUGAAAAAAACUGAUUAAAUUUAUUGGCUGUCAAAUCGUUUGCAUAGGUUUGAUUCUGCUUCUCUUUGGAAGCUAUAGCCCGAUUGAUAAUCUUCCAUAGGGAGCGAGAAUUGUUCUUGAGAAGUCUAACCUCAUCAUAAGUGCGUUUCCUUUCAGCUUCCCGUAGCAUUUUCUUUACUAAGUUGCGCGUUUCCUUGAAAUUAUGCCCGGUCGGUGAUGUCACGUGUCUGAAGAAAUCGUUUUAGAUGGCGAUCUCUAUACUUCAUGAGGUCCUUAAUUUCUUGAUUUACAAAAGGACAGGGUCUGCUCCGUGUUUUGAUAGAUUUUAUGGAACGUGCAAAUCCAGGAAGAUAGUUAGCAAGCGAUUGGCCUUGUUAGCUAAGUCUACUGUGAAAAGCUCCGCGCUAUAAUUUUUAUAGCUUCGUGUGUUUUUAUAUUGAGGGAUAGGUUUUGGCGACUUUACCUUUUUUAGAAAGUAGUAAUUUAGGUCGCCCAAAAUUAUAAUCGACUUGCUUAAUAUCAGGGCUCGGAUAAAAUUGGGUUUGAGAACCUCUUCAAAGGGGCUCAGGGGUGCAUCGUGUGGACGAUAUGUCACGCAGUUGACUAUCAACUUGAGCUUCUUGAACUGGACGCCUAACUAUAGCUGGUGAAAGUUUUAAGAUCGACUAUUAACUUGAUUGCGUAUUAUGAGAAAAAGACGUUCUUCUGUCACCAGUUUUCGGGAAAAAGAUUGUUUCCUUUGGCCACUUGUGCCUCAACUGGAGUUGAGAACGUCGUGGACUGGGUACAAAACGAAAAUAUAGCCAGUAUACAACUCUCCUACCCCUCCCCCGUAGAUGUCUCAGGAACGCGGUUACCAAGGCAAGUUCACAGAAAACAAAACAUGGCGGACGAAACGAAGGCGGUGAAAUCGUCUGAAAUGUCGCCUACGGUUAUGAAACAUGUGUCGUCUAGACCUGGAUCGAUCUCUCCAGCGCUUACUCAUUUUUCUGGAGCUUUGAUGGAGCUGGAUGAAUACAGACCAUCUAUUGCUGACCAAGUUCGUGUUGGCUACUUCAGUCAAGACAGAUCAUCACAAACCGAAGUAUCAGAGAUAGCACAACUUAAAGAGAUGACAGAGGUCUUACAAAAUCUUGUCAGGGUAAGUGCAAAUCACCAGACUUCUCAACAAGUUUAUAGGACAAAGAAAUGCAGAGAGUUUUAGAAAAGGAGCAAAACAAACGAGUUAGAUCGAACUGUAAGAUUUACAUGUAUGGCCAGCCAGCUAGAAAUUAAGACAAAAUCCGAUAGAAAAUCGAGCAAUUUCAGGCUUUAGUGGACAAAAAUCUGG